AUCAUGGUGUAAAGCGAGGCACCUCGUUUUUUCGUGUCACCAAAUAACCGCCGAUCUAAAAACUCAAUUCCAAAAUUUUCAACUAAAUUUUUUUACCCGCCAAAACGAUUGAGCAAACAUUUAUCAUAAAAAAAUGUCAGUGCGCGUCGAUUCAAUUACCGAAUCACAAUGAAUAAGUGGAAAGAGUGUUGUUAAAUGAACUAGUGAAUUGAAUGCAUUAUUAGACUAAUCGCCAAAAUAAAUGCGCGCCAACUGACGCAAUGCCAGCAGUAAGUGUCUGUGACCCAGUGACCUCAGCCCUCCGUCACUCAUUGGAGGUACAAACAAAGUCCUCAGAGGACAUAGCAGUCUCCCUCGCAAGCAACGCCUCCAGGAUCCUACAGACAGACAUAGACUACGAGGAGACAUCGAGCUACGAUUCAAAGGUGUUGGAGCACUUGAAGGCUAAAUACAUCGUGCUAAGUCUCCCUCAGGAUCACUCGAACCCCGGAAAAGGUCCUCAAUCCUCAAAAAAGCCCAAUGAUGUCAAACGAACGGGUCCCUCCCUGCCCGAGCCAACGACCGUCCUCUACCAACCCAACAAAAUCACCCUCGGAUGGAAGGGAACCCUCCCAGUGGGUUCUGGCAUGUACAAUGUCGGCAACACCUGCUACCUCAAUAGUACCCUCCAAGCCCUGUUCCACGUACCAGCCCUCGUUAAUUGGCUGCUGUCAGAUCCACAUCACACAACAAAAUGCGAGCACAACGAGGGCGGCGGUGAGUGCCUUACCUGCGCAAUGUCCAAGACAUUACAGUUCAGCCAUGAGAAAUCCGGCAACGCCAUCAAACCCUUUUACAUCUACAACAAGCUCAAACUAAUAUGCAGAACAAUGGUGCCUGGUCAGCAAGAGGACGCCCACGAGUUCCUGAGAUAUCUCCUCGAGGGAAUGGAGAGGGCAUAUUUAUCACGUCACAAAGCCCUCAAACUCGACUCGUACUCCAAAGAGACAACACCAAUCAAUCAGAUAUUCGGUGGUUACAUCAGAACUGAAGUCAAGUGUUUACAGUGUCGUCAUGUGUCAACGACAUUUCAACACUUUCAGGAUUUACUCGUCGACAUCAGGAAGGCAAGCUCUCUCGAUGAAGCACUCACUAGCUACUUCAGUCGAGAACAGCUUGACAAUAAUGAUUACAAAUGUGAGGCUUGUAAACGCAGGGUACCAGCUACCAAGCAAUUCAGUUUAGAGAGACCACCGAAAGUUCUCUGUGUACAGCUCAAGAGGUUCAGUGUUAUGGGUGGUAAAAUAUCUCGACACAUUGCGUUCAAGCAGACUGUUGAUAUGGGACCUUAUCUCUGGAGGGAACCCGGUGAAACACCCAGAAAGCUCAAUUAUAAACUCAUGUCGAUGGUUACUCACAUGGGGCCUUCUGUCAAUUGUGGUCAUUACACUGCUGUUGCACAGGUUUCCACUGGACAGUAUUACUCAUUCGAUGACUCGUGCGUCAGGUCUAUAAAUAUUACUAAUGUAUUGAGUACUAAUGCUUAUAUCAUGAUUUUUGAGAUGGAGCCGCAGGGGAAUAAACUACCGAGUCCUCAGCCCAAGUUCAAUGGACUGGGAAGUGUCAGGGGAUUGAGUAAUGGAAAUGGAGUCAAGGCGAUGAGCCCCAAGCCCUCGACUUCUGGAAUUAUCAAUGGAGUUAAUGGUGUUGUCAAGAAGGAAUCGACUCCUGUUAUUGGGCCACAGCUUCCACACAAGAAUAUUCAGAAGAAUUCUUUUAUUGGGCCACAGUUGCCUCCCAAAAUGGUGGAGAAGAGUCAGCCGAGACUUGUGGUGCAUAUCAAGAAUGGAAAGGUUCUCAGUGGAAGUAGUCUGGUGCCCUAUGAUGGAUCUAGUGAUGAGGAAGAGGCUGGGGUACCUGGGAAGAAUGGGAUUGGACAGAAAGGGGUCAAUGGUGGGGUUGGUAAAGUCAAGGAGGUGAAGGAAUUUAAAGAUGUCAAGGAAGUCAAGGAGAGGAUCUUGACGGGUGGGAGGGAGAAGAGGGAGAGGGUGGAGAAGGUCGAGAAGAUCGAGAAGGUGGAGAGGAUGGAGAAGGUGGAGAGGGUGGAGAAGGUGGAGAAGAUCGAGAAGGUGGAGAGUUCUCUUAAUGGAAGGGGCAGUCCCAAGCAGAAUGGCAAGGAGAGAAAUGAGAAUGGGAAGGACAAGUGGUGCCCUAUCAGGGUAAACACUGAGGAAAGGGUUCUCACUAAGGCUGCCAGCAGCAUCAAUGGGUGGGAAGUCACCAAGGAUACACCAUCACCAACUUCUGGAGCUACACCCAAUGGCUGGUCCGUUACUGAUAACAAGGAUGAAAGUAGAAAAUCAAAUCACACGACAUCAGCACCGAGUGCUGCAGCCCCUCGGAGUUUCAACGGUACAAAUCGCUCCGAGACAGUCUCCCAUCUUCUGAAAAUGUCCCAUCGUGGAUAUGGAAGCUCAUCGGUGACGAAUUGGAAUGGAAAUAGAUCUCAUCUGGACCGUGAGGUGGAGAACGAGAGGCGAGAGGAGCGAAAACGUCAUCAUGACCCAGAUGAUGAAGAAAUGGACAGGGGUAGAACGAAGAAAUUAAAAAAUCAUCGUGAAUACGAGGGUAGAUCAAAUCCCGGCUACAAUCCCUUUCAGGAAUAUCAGAACGGCAAAACGUGGAAUCGAGGGAGCAAUGGACCUUAUCAUCGACGUAAUUACUACAACACUUCCAGUCAUAAUCGUCCACGUCACGGUGGUAAUUACAGACAACAGCAGUACCGAUAUCACGGACACAAUCGCGACCACUGGCAGCGUAGAUAAAAUGAUAGACAAUUAAUCAAUUAACGAGAGAAAAAAAAAUAAACAUAGAGGCGAAUGACUAUUUCAUUUCCUCUAGCAAUAUUUAACCUGGGAAUUAGGCAUUGCAUUUUCUAGGACAAUUGUGUACCUUAGGGGGUGGGGGGGAAGGGGGUGAGAUUUGUGUCCUCAACACGUCUUAAUUAUUAUCAAGAAAUAAUUUAAUUUCUAUCAUUUGUCCAGGCAAAUCGCCACAAAGAGGAGAUUUAUUCAAAAUAGCGAUUAAUUUCGAUAAAUUCUCCUCUGGCUUCGAUAAUUUCAAUGAAUUUCAUAUUUUCCAUUUUUGCACCUCGACACUACUGUAAGAAAUAAAAGACUCAACUUGCCAUUAAUGAAGAAGUUCCUUGAACGCCAGACACUUUGAUAAAUUAAAGAAAAAAGCAAACUAUAACACGUUAAUCCGUCCUAAUUCACUAACCAUUGUACCCAGCAGGUGUAUUCCCCUUUGAUACAGAAUACCUAGGCUUUUAUUCAAUGAAAAAACCCGAGAACAGAACUGAAUAUACGAUUUUUACAUUCGUUUCUACGAUAUUAUUAAAUAAUGAUUAAUCAGUUGAGGCAUUAACUGGAUUCGAUGAAUUCGUUGGUGAUAGGAAUUUAAGUGAAUUUUUUUUUCUCAUUUCUCGUGUUUAUCAUUCUUCCCCCGUUCGAGCCUGGUUUUUUAUUGUUAAUCACAAAGAGAAUAAAUUAGGAGACAUUUGACAUAUGGAUUUAUUAUUAUUGUCAUUUUGUUAAUCUCCAGCGUUUACUGAAGCGUUAAAUGCCUAUAGGCGCUUUCAGCAUUAAUGACUAAGCAAUUAUCGUAAGAAAUCGACAAGAGCAAAUAUUAAGAAAAAUAAUGAUUAUUCAUAGGGUAAUGAUAGUUGUAAAUUACUGAAAAAUGAGAGAAAAUGUAAUUUUAAGGGAUUUUCCAAUUGGAAAAGGGGGAGAAAUCGAUGGUGAGGAUAAGGGAUGUUGAUGUACACCGGGGAAUCAUUAUCUGUAAUCUCCCAACGUCAAUUUGUAAUAUUUUUCCUAUGUACCCGAUAUUGAUAUCGAUUGCCCUCGGUGUGCAAUCAUAAAACAUGAUAAAAUCAUUACCUCGUUUUACUGUUCUACGAAUUAAUACUAGCCAAAAAAAAAAUGAAUAAAAUGCGACAAAAUGUUAUAUUAAGUAUAGGGGCUGCGUAAUUAAUUAUAAACGACUAGGAAUUUGUGAAUUUAUGACGUUUUAUUCAGAAGAAAUAAAUUUGGGAAUCGAGGGGUGAGAUUAAAUUAUUUGAUCUUAUUUUGACACCAGUUUUUUAUGGAUAUCUUGAGAUCUAGGGGAGACAGCGAUAUCUCGAAGGGAACUUUUUUGUAGAGAAUUUCGAUACCUAGAAAAAAGGUUCAGAUGAUUUUUUUACUAUCUCUCGUAGAUUUUGAGAUAUUUUGGGAGAAGUGAAUGGUCAACUGAAAUCCUCUCAUCCCUUUUUUACCAAACGACUCAAUCAGUCGAAAUUAAUUGAACAUUGCCGCCAGAAUUGAUUUGUGUAUGUUGCAAUUGAAAUCUCAAUGAAUACACAUUUGUAUAAUUAUUUAAUCUGGUGUAAAAAUCAGAACUGGCUGUUAUAAUAAAAUUGCAGAGAAAAAAUGAAGAAAUUGGAGUG
Fopius arisanus is the source of this 4468-nucleotide messenger RNA. RefSeq names its product scrawny (gene scny). Gene Ontology annotation, cellular component: nucleus; cytosol. The transcript has 4 exons. Gene Ontology annotation, molecular function: cysteine-type deubiquitinase activity. Gene Ontology annotation, biological process: protein deubiquitination; regulation of apoptotic process. The record is from RefSeq and is a predicted model, not a curated record. NCBI's taxonomy places the organism in Eukaryota, Metazoa, Arthropoda, Insecta, Hymenoptera, Braconidae. The coding region runs from base 261 to 2804 and encodes 847 amino acids.